Messenger RNA from Penicillium subrubescens, 1884 nucleotides. RefSeq lists its product as uncharacterized. Bases 1 to 1884 code for a protein of 627 amino acids. Lineage: Eukaryota; Fungi; Ascomycota; Eurotiomycetes; Eurotiales; Aspergillaceae. The transcript has a single exon. The record is from RefSeq and is a predicted model, not a curated record.
AUGACCGACCUGGAGAUCCCCGAGACCGGGCUAUCUCUCCGCCCCGGAGAUCAGCCGGGUGACGCAGCCGCCAAACCGGCUCAGUUUAUGCGGCUGAAUCUCGCGCAAAACACCCUCGACGAACUCAUUUCAAGCCUCCGAUCAGACGAUUCUACUGCCAAAGUUCGCCUAGGAAAACACCCUACCCUCCAUUUUGGCAACAAGACCCAAUCCUUCCACGCAUACCCCGAAACACACCGGUCCGAGAUCUACCACACCUCCUAUGACAAGCAGAAUCUCUACUUCACCGGUGUCAUGAGCCAUAGCCUGGAAGUGGAAAAGGCUAGGGAAGCUACAGCUGCCACCGACCAGGCCCUGGCGAACUUGGAGGAAAGCCUCAAUGCAUUCGAGCGAGGCAAGGCUUCCAAGUCAACACACAUGAUUCAAACCCCGGAGGAAUUGAAGGCUCUGCGAGCGACGAACUCGAUGAACGCUAUGCACCGUACCUCGAAGACUAAGUCAGUCUUGGAAAAGGAUCGAUUACUCCGAAAUGCCAACAAUCGGUCCCUGACCUCGAGCCCAACCUUGGGAGCCCCCAGAUCUCCUCUCCCUGGGAUGACCCCGACCUCUGCGCCCUCCACCCAGGCCAAGGACAGCGCUCGCCUGCAAGCUCUCAAGACCCCGUUCAUCCACCUCCUCGCCAUCCGCCCCGUAUCGGCCAAGUUCCUCGCUCGCCAGACCCGAUCGACCAUUGAGGAUUGCACCGCCCUCGUCCAGAAAUACGGCACUGAGAAUCGCAUUGACCGUGAAAAGUACGAUUUGAAGGACAAAUUCUACAAGGACCUGGAUGUGUGGAAAUUCCCUUACCCGACUCAGGAUGACCGCCAGGCGGCCAUUGACAAGGCGAUCUCUGCCUUUGAUCGCAUGCGUCUUUCUCGAACGGACAAGCUGUGGCAGAGUUUGCUGCCAAAGGAGGAACGGGGCAAGGGAAAGUGUCUGUCGAAACUCAACCUCCAGAGCGGGCUGGCGGGUAAGAAGCCGGCCACGCCACGGAUGACCAUGGACGGUGCCGACGAUCGGAAGGAUGGGGACACCACUGGCAACGAGACGGAUCGCCCGAAGGGUACUCCUGCUGCGGCCCCCAAGAAGUCGAGUACCCCUGCGGCAAAGGCACGAGUGGAAAAGGAAGCCGCCAAGCGUCCUGCAAAGAACAAGAAUACCAACAGUACUUUGACCGGUCGAAUCACCAAGAAGACCGGCGGAAGACCCCCAGCAAAGGCUGCCACCGAGACCAAGUACAAGUCUGCCGAGUUCGUUCACGAUUCCGAUGAGUCUGACGACGAAUUGCCCGAUGCCUCACCACCUCCUGCACCUGCACGAGCUCCAUCCCCAGCUCCAGCCGAACGCCCCAAGCCAGUCAAGGCGACUGCAGCCAAGAAGACCACGCAGCCCCCAGCCAAGAAGACGACACAGGUUCUGACCAAGCCUCGCCUCAAGGAGGAUACACCUGCGGCGCCUACACCCAAGGUCCUCAAGGCCGAAGCACCCACUCCCAAGCUCGAAGCUACCAAGGCAGCGGCCAAGCGACCUCCCUCCGUCCGACUCUCCACCUCCCCUCAGAAGCCUUCUCCUCUUUCCUCUCCCCCCGCCAGUGCCUCCGAUGCGACCGGUCGCAGCCGCUCCGACAGCAACAACCACUCUUCCAGUUCCUCGUCAUCCUCCCCACUUAUCUCCCAGCUUGGCCGAGCUAAGGCUACGGGAGCAGUUUCUAGCCUUUUGAGCUCCACGCGACCGGCCAAUGGCGCCAGCAAGGGAGGACCCGCUUCCGUCAAUCCCUUGAAGCGCAAGGCGGAACCCGAGCGACCGGCAGCCGCAACCCCCCCUGGGAGCUCGUGCGACGCCUAG